Orycteropus afer afer is the source of this 3512-nucleotide messenger RNA. RefSeq names its product regulatory factor X6 (gene RFX6). The record is from RefSeq and is a predicted model, not a curated record. NCBI's taxonomy places the organism in Eukaryota, Metazoa, Chordata, Mammalia, Tubulidentata, Orycteropodidae. Gene Ontology annotation, molecular function: RNA polymerase II cis-regulatory region sequence-specific DNA binding; DNA-binding transcription factor activity, RNA polymerase II-specific. Gene Ontology annotation, biological process: regulation of transcription by RNA polymerase II.
UGGGGAUCCGGGCUGCCGGCCAGCCGGCCUAGCGGCGGGUGCGGCGUUCUCCCGCGGCCACAAGGAUGGCUAAGGUCCCGGAGCUGGAAGAAGCCUUCCUACGGACGCAACCCUCGCCCCAAGUUUCGCCUGAGAUCCCGGAGUGUUGUGUGCAGCUUCUGGGCAAGGGCUUGCUCUCCUACCCGGAGGAAAGGGUGUACCUGGCGGCUGAGGCGCAGCUGGGAGGCCAGCGAAGCAGCAGCGAGCAAGGGGAAGACUCGGAGCUGCCGGUGGGAGUUAAAUCAGAAAUGCAUUUAAGCAAUGGUAACUUCUCUGAAGAAGAAGAAGAUGCGGAGAGUCAUGAUAGCAAAGCCAAAGCAGCCGAUCAGCACCUCUCUCAGAAGAAAACCAUCACGCAGAUUAUGAAGGAUAAAAAGAAGCAGACCCAGCUCACGCUGCAGUGGCUUGAAGAGAAUUAUAUUGUAUGUGAAGGAGUUUGCUUACCACGGUGCAUCCUUUAUGCACAUUAUUUAGAUUUCUGCAGGAAAGAGAAGUUAGAGCCAGCCUGUGCAGCCACCUUUGGAAAGACAAUUCGCCAGAAAUUUCCCCUCCUAACUACACGACGACUUGGAACAAGAGGCCAUUCAAAGUAUCAUUAUUAUGGGAUUGGCAUCAAAGAGAGCAGUGCAUAUUACCACUCCGUAUAUUCUGGAAAGGGCCUGACAAGGUUUUCUGGAAGCAAGCUGAAGAAUGAGGGUGGCUUCACUCGGAAAUAUUCACUUAGCUCAAAAACUGGAACACUUCUUCCAGAGUUCCCAAGUGCACAACACCUUGUGUACCAAGGAUGCAUUUCAAAAGACAAGGUUGAUACUCUCAUCAUGAUGUACAAAACCCAUUGCCAGUGUAUCCUGGACAAUGCAAUUAAUGGAAACUUUGAAGAGAUCCAGCAUUUCUUAUUACACUUUUGGCAAGGAAUGCCUGAUCAUCUUCUUCCCCUGCUCGAAAACCCUGUUAUUAUUGACAUUUUCUGUGUUUGUGACUCAAUUCUUUAUAAGGUUCUUACAGAUGUACUCAUUCCUGCAACAAUGCAAGAAAUGCCUGAAAGCUUACUAGCAGACAUAAGAAAUUUUGCUAAAAAUUGGGAACAGUGGGUUGUUUCAUCCUUGGAAAACUUGCCAGAAGCCCUAACUGACAAGAAAAUACCCAUUGUGCGAAGAUUUGUAUCUUCCCUCAAACGACAGACAUCUUUUUUACAUCUUGUGCAGAUUGCCAGACCAGCUCUCUUUGACCAGCACGUUGUGAAUUCCAUGGUAUCUGAUAUUGAGAAGGUUGACUUGAAUAGUAUUGGAUCUCAGGCUCUUCUCACCCUUUCAGGCAGCACAGACACUGAAUCUGAUAUCUACACUGAGCAUGACUCUAUCACAGUGUUCCAAGAACUGAAGGAUCUCCUUAAGAAAAAUGCCACCGUGGAGGCUUUUAUUGAGUGGUUGGACACAGUGGUAGAGCAGAGAGUUAUUAAGACCAGCAAACAAAAUGGAAGAUCGUUAAAGAAGAGGGCUCAAGACUUUCUACUGAAGUGGAGCUUUUUUGGUGCUCGAGUAAUGCAUAAUCUCACCUUGAACAAUGCAUCCAGUUUUGGUUCUUUCCAUUUGAUCCGAAUGCUUCUUGAUGAAUACAUUCUCCUGGCCAUGGAGACCCAGUUUAAUAAUGACAAAGAACAGGAGUUGCAAAACUUACUGGACAAGUAUAUGAAGAACUCAGAUGCAAGUAAAGCUACCUUCACUGCUUCUCCAAGUUCAUGCUUUCUGGCCAACCGUAAUAAAGGGAACACAAUUACAAAUGACACCGUGAAGAAUGAAAGCUAUGUGGAAACAACCUACCUUCCUCUGUCAUCCAGUCAGCCUGGAAGUUUAACCUCUGCUCUGCAUCCAUUCCCAGCUGAGAAUGCAGACAAUCUACCGCUCACAGGUCAAAUGGACCUUUCCCAGAGUGCUGGUCAUCUGAUGACACCACCCAUUUCGCCAGCCAUGGCAAGCCGAGGAAGCGUCAUUAACCAGGGGCCGAUGGCAGGGAGACCUCCAAGUGUGGGCCCAGUAUUGUCAGCCCCUUCACAUUGCCCAACAUACCCAGAGACAAGUUAUCCUACUCUUCCUCAAGUCAACCAUGACUUUUAUGGGACUACCUCUAACUAUCAGACUAUAUUUAGAGCACAGACCCAUGGCCCAUCAGGACUCUAUCCUCACCGCACCGAGCAUGGUCGAUGUAUGGCCUGGAGUGAACAGCAGCUUUCUAGAGACUUCUUCAGUGGCAGCUGUGCUGGGUCUCCAUAUAGUUCCCGGCCACCGUCCACUUAUGGGUCAUCAUCACAUGCCCAAGAUUCACACAGUAUGCAGUUUCUAAAUACAGGAAGUUUCAAUUUCCUGAGCAAUGCAGGAGCUGCUAGCUGCCAAGGAGCAGCAUUGCCUCCUAAUUCACCAAAUGGAUACUAUGGAAGCAAUAUAAACUACCCAGAGUCUCACAGACUUGGAUCAAUGGUGAAUCAGCAUGUUUCCGUCAUCAGCAGUGUUCGCUCACUGCCUCCCUACAGUGACAUCCACGAUCCACUCAACAUUUUAGAUGACAGUAGCCGAAAGCAGACCAGCUCAUUUUACGCAGACACAUCACCUUCAGUGGCUUGUCGGACUCCAGUAGUGGCAUCCAGCUUGCAAACUCCAAUUCCUUCCUCUUCCCAGUGUAUGUAUGGAACUUCUAAUCAGUAUCCAACUCAAGAAACUCUGGAUUCCCAUGGUGCAAAUGGUAGAGAAAUGGUGUCUUCUUUGCCACCUAUCAACACUGUGUUCAUGGGAACAGCAGCUGGAGCUGGAGGGACUUAAACCAACAAUUUUGGGAAGGGGUUGAAACUUUGCAAAUUUCUACUGCCCAAAUAGUUACUCACUCAGACCACCCUGAGAGUAAAGAAAAUGGACUGUGCAGAAAGAGAACAUUUGUUUCAAGUCACUGUCCAAAACAUGGACAACUCCAUAAAGAAAGGAAAUAUUUGCAGAGUUUGUGGUGCACACAAAUUGCUUAAAAUGUGAUCUCAUUAUUAAUCAAAGUUUCAAACAUUAUCAAAUGGAAUCAGUGAAGAUUUGAAGAUGCAAACAUUUCAACUAUAACAAUUUAAUAUUUUGCUUUCUAAUUUAUUGAAGAAUUGCGUGCUGUUUCAUGUAUGGUUUCUAAAUGAGAGAAAAGUUUAUUUAAUGCCUUUACAAUACCCUUAAUUUAUUGGGAUCUCAGAAUCAUUGUUUACUAUCCCUUAUUUGACAAAAAAGUCAAAUGCAUAUGUUCUACCUCCUAUGGAAAUGUUUACAAGGUCAAGAGGUAAUGCAGUUCAGCCUAGACCAAAGUUGCUUGACUUUCAACUCCUCUGCGUUAGUGUGAUGAUUUCUGUUACAGAGCAGUAUCCCAUUUCUAUGUAACUGGACAGCAAUAAUAAAAGCUUUCACUUCUUUACUUAUAAAAUAUAAGAAGAAAUAAAAUAAUGUGUGGACAUA